AUGCAGUCGAAGCAUGGUUUCAAAUGUCAAUUAGAAUGUGUCAAAGCCAAGGCGGAUAUCCUGGGGGGACGAAUGUCGUGGAACAAUGAGAAUUUUCCGAGCGACAUCGUAUCCUGGUUGGUCAAGGCGGUACAUGACAAGGACCUCUCUGCAGCCCCAACCCCUGAAGCCCUUCAGAAUGACUUCAGACUGUUUCUACUGGCUGACAGAUUGGUGGACCCACGUUGCCAAAUGCUCCGUUCUCUGUCUCUGCAAAAGUGUGGGAGUACAGACAAAGCUGCUAGGGGUACGAGAAAAAGUAAAUCGUCACAUUUUUGGAUCAUCGUCGCCGAGACACUUCAGCUGAAGCCAACAGUUCUUGUUGCCGGGUCCCGUGAGGACCUAGCGGCAGGUCUGCUGAUCAAGCAAGUCCACAUCUCAGGGAAUACAAACUUCCUAGUGCUUGUACACAACAUUCAAAGAGACCUGCGAUUGGCUGGGGGCACAUUAGUUUAUACCUGA
Messenger RNA from Diaporthe batatas, 501 nucleotides. RefSeq lists its product as uncharacterized. The record is from RefSeq and is a predicted model, not a curated record. Lineage: Eukaryota; Fungi; Ascomycota; Sordariomycetes; Diaporthales; Diaporthaceae. Bases 1 to 501 code for a protein of 166 amino acids. The transcript is spliced from 5 exons.